Messenger RNA from Malurus melanocephalus (red-backed fairy wren), 1662 nucleotides. RefSeq names its product dynein cytoplasmic 2 light intermediate chain 1 (gene DYNC2LI1). Gene Ontology annotation, molecular function: dynein heavy chain binding. Lineage: Eukaryota; Metazoa; Chordata; Aves; Passeriformes; Maluridae. The transcript is spliced from 13 exons. The record is from RefSeq and is a predicted model, not a curated record. The coding region runs from base 53 to 1156 and encodes 367 amino acids. Gene Ontology annotation, biological process: intraciliary transport involved in cilium assembly; intraciliary retrograde transport. Gene Ontology annotation, cellular component: axoneme; ciliary basal body; cytoplasmic dynein complex.
GGGRCCGCCCCACCGCGGAACUACAGCUCCCGGCGUGCCCUGCGCCGUUCCCAUGGCCACGGGCAGCCGGGCCCGCGCCCGCGUAGCCAUGCCCAAGGCCAGUGAUACUUUGUGGGAUCUUGCUAUAGCUGAAGUGAAGAAGAGAGAAAACCCUAAUGAUGACGAUGUCAGACCAGGGGAAGUCUGGGAAAAGUCAAUAUUAUUUAUGGGAAACAAAAMCGGGGGAAAGACYACUAUCAUAUUGAGGUGCCUUGAGAGGGAAGAGUCUCCAAAGCCAACAUUAGCCUUGGAAUAUACUUUUGGAAGAAGGGCAAGGAGGCACAAUACACCUAAAGAUGUAGCUCAUUUUUGGGAACUAGGUGGUGGAACCUCGUUAGCAGAACUCAUUCGAAUACCRAUCACUUGCCACAACAUAAGGUCAUUUGCUGUAGUUCUGGUAUUGGAUCUGUCCAAACCUAAUGAACUCUGGACUACUAUGGAGACCCUUCUGCAGGUCACCAGGAACCACGUGAACAAAAUUUUAACCAAACUAGAAAAGACAAACCCUGAAGUAGCUGCUGAAAUUAAACAGAGAAUGUGGAACGAUCUGAAGAGGGAUCACCCCGAUUAUGCAUUAGUUGACCCUUUUCCAAUACCCAUGGUGAUAAUUGGAAGCAAAUAUGAUAUUUUUCAUGAGUUCGACUCUGAAAUGAGGAAAAUAAUAAGCAAGACACUUCGAUUUGUUUCACAUUAUCAUGGAGCAUCAUUAGUGUUUACCAGUAAAUCUGAGGCUCUCCUGCUGAAAGCCCGUGCUCUUAUUAAUCACUUGGCAUUUGGCUACGAUAAAAGCAAGUCUAUGUCAGUGGAUCCCAGCAAACCUCUCUUUAUACCAGCAGGCCUGGAUUCCAUGAGCCAAAUAGGACCACCACCUGCACCUGACAGUGAUCUGGGGAAGAUGCGUGCCAACACGCCUUUGGAACUAUGGAAAAAAGUAUUUGAGAAAACAUUUCCACCCAAGAGUUUCCGUGAUUUACAAGAUACCAAGGACCCUGCUCAGGAUAGUCAAUAUGCYGAGUAUGAAGUUGAUGUCAUGAGAGCUCAGAAAAACCAGGAACUUGAACAAUACAAAAGAAAUGCCUCUAAAUCCUGGAAAGAAAUGGAUUUUGACUCCGACUGAUAAACUGGUAUAGAUGUUUUCAGUUUAUCACCAUUUUCUAAAUUAUUUUUAUAUUUUUUACAUUACAUUAACAAUUUCAUCAGAUGCAGCUGAAAAUAUGUAAUAUCAAACUACAAAACUAGUAUUUAUUCAGCAUCCCUAUUGUUAUUUUUCGUAAAAGGAGCUGUUUAUUCACUCAGUCCAAAUUUGUUUAUCUUGGCACUGGCAGAGAGUUUUAAAGUGGGGAGAAAGGAAGUCUAGAUUGCACACAGAUGGGUUURUGUAUGAAGACUGGCGUUAGUCAGUUCUACCUAUUUUAUAACACAUUGUUUAGUUUAUUUUUGAUUAUUUCUACCCUAGGCAGAUAUUUAAAUAUAAACAAGCUUUCCCACCAAAAAUAAGAAAGUAGUGUGCUAGGCAUCGUUUUGUAGUUCAGAACCAAAGCUUAAAAACUACUGCAUAAUUGUUGGAUAUAUUUGAAUAAAUAAAUAAAAUGAAAACUGGCAGAAUAAAGUGGAGUUAAAACU